GAGGGCCAGCAUUUAACUCACACUCCUAGCAGGACACUUCCGGCUUCCAAGUUCGAAUGCUGGCUAGACAGGAUUCUCAAGAACAAAAGAGAGUUCAGGCGUUCACUGCAGCUGCAGACACCCUUCGAGCAGACGCGCAUGAUGGCACAGCUCCAGAAGGUUGACGAACUGCUGCUCCAGCAGAAGGAUGCUCUGUUGAGGCAGGAGCGGGAGCAAAAUCAGAAGGAAACCAAGUGGAAAUGUCAAGAAAGUAGCAUGCAGCAUGAAGACACCUCUGAUCCACGUGCGACAUUAACACCGCGAAUGAGCUUCGAACGCCAGCUAACCGAUGUAUUACUCAAGGAGCUCCUUGAGAAAAUGUUUGAAGCCGCAGACGAAGACAAAACAGGUCACUUGCAACAUCGGGAGGUGGCAGCCUUACUCUUUGCGUGCCCAUUGGGUCUCUCCAAGUGGGAGGGCGUGCAACUCUUGGCCGCUGCGCAUGAGGAUCCAGAAGGAUGGAUUGACUACGCACACUUCAUGAGGGUCAGCAGGGAAUUAGGCUUGCACGGCAUUCCUGGCAGUCAAUCUGACGGUGAACAGCUGCUUAAUUUAGUUGCGCUACGAACGAAAGUCAACCAAAACUACAUAGAUGUCGGCAUGCAACUGGACAGCUAUUGCCUGAAGUGGUUGCAUAAUUGCUUUGCUUCACAGAACAUUCCAAAGCUGCUCGACCUGUUGAGGGACAGGCGGGAGAAGGCCCAGCUACGCCUAUGCAGGCAGACAGUUCAAAGAGUGACAACAGAUGCAGUACUGCUUCUUUAUAAGGAAGAGAUAGAGGAGACAUUCAGGUAUUCUAGACAAGAUAAAGCAUUUAUCAUGCAAACGGUUCCAGGAAACGAUCGAGGAGAUGUCGAAUACGCAGCUCUACCCACACUGCUUCACAUUCUCAGGCGAGAAAGUGUUAAUAACUCGGUUCUCGAAGUCGACAAGGAGGCAAUCAAGGAGGAGCUAACGAGAGUUUGCGUAGUCGUGGCAUGUGGCUUUGCAUUUCACAAUGCAAUGAGUAAGGUGUAUAAGCAUGCGCUGGCGUGCACUGCCACAUUUAGUCGUAGGCGUGUAUGCUAUAAUCGAGUUUUGUCGCAGAUGGGCACUGAGCCUGGUGGUCUCAUACCAGUGUGGACGCUACGAGAUCUUCUCGACAAAAGCGAUUUAUGCCUAUCUAGGAUGCACAUACAUGUUCGCGUACUGCCGCAGGUGCUUCUCUCGUUGACUUCAAUGAACCGUCAAGGCCAAGUGGAAUGGAGCGAUUUCGUGGAGGUUGUACAAAGGGUUUUGCCUCUCCUCUUUGACACAAACCAAAUAAGCAAGCUAGUCGCUGAUGCCGAAGCGCAAGCAGAGUUCGAAGAAUUGCGCGGGCUCUCAGCCACAGCUGCAAAGCAAAAGCAGAGAGCAAGCCUUGCAGCGCGUCGUCGCAGCAAAUCGCGUGCCAUCCCCCAAAUCCAGAUGCCCGAGCAGGUUGACGAUAGCGAGCAGGGUGAUGCGCCAGAUCGCGAAAGCGUUGAAAAGACCCUUGCACAUCUUUUCACUGUGCUUGAUGACCGCCGGAAAGGAUCAGUGCCUGCUCAUGUGUUCGUUGGAGUUAUGCAUUACUGGACGAGUCGCGGUGGUGUCCAUGCACCUGAGACAGGCGGAAUAUCGCUGCCUACAUCCGCGACAUCAGCCGGUGGAGGUGCUGCUUUGGCAGCAGAGCGCCGAUAUGCAGAUAUAGUGCUAAGCUGCCGCUUGACACCCUCGGAAGUUACGGGCUUUGUUGCGGAGGCAAAAGUAGACCCCCAUGCACAGGAAAUAAGUUAUGCUGAGCAUAUCAAGGGGUGGAUCGGUUCGAUAUUCGAAAUUAGGUAA
Molecule: messenger RNA, 1884 nt
Organism: Cyclospora cayetanensis
Lineage: Eukaryota; Apicomplexa; Conoidasida; Eucoccidiorida; Eimeriidae
Exons: 13
Coding region: 139-1884 (581 amino acids)
Molecular function (GO): calcium ion binding
Source: RefSeq, a predicted model, not a curated record